This is a messenger RNA of Aspergillus clavatus NRRL 1, 1860 nucleotides long. RefSeq names its product telomere-binding alpha subunit central domain protein. The coding region runs from base 1 to 1860 and encodes 619 amino acids. Gene Ontology annotation, molecular function: G-rich strand telomeric DNA binding; telomerase inhibitor activity. Gene Ontology annotation, cellular component: nuclear telomere cap complex; chromosome, telomeric region. Lineage: Eukaryota; Fungi; Ascomycota; Eurotiomycetes; Eurotiales; Aspergillaceae. Gene Ontology annotation, biological process: telomere capping; regulation of telomere maintenance via telomerase. The record is from RefSeq and is a predicted model, not a curated record. The transcript has 4 exons.
AUGUCUAACAAGUCCGUGACCGGGUUCGUGGACAUACCUACCGCUCUCGCUUCUUCGGGUGUAGUAAGUGUAGUAAUCGGUGUGGUCGUCGACGUCUUUGGGGAUGUGUUCCAGUCAAGUCGAUCCAGUUGUAUCACGUUCACCAUCAAAGAUUCGAAUUUUGGAAAUGGGCACGUAUGGGAUGGCUUGAAGGUCAAAUAUUUCAAGGAGAACGCGAAUCUCCUUCCUCCUGUUCAAGUACACGAUGUGAUCCUCUUGCGCAAUAUCUCGAUCAGACGCUUUAAUGGAAGACCUCUGGGCGUUGCGCCGGACGGAAUCAAUAUUCCAUGGGCUAUCUUCCGACCAGACUCGAACGCCUCGGUAUCUAGCCUCUCUCCCAUCUCUGGUCCCAUACCUUUUGAACCAUCUCGUUCGGAAAGUACCUAUGCGUUGUCCCUUAUAGAGAAGAGCUCCGGCUUCAGAACCUUUCGCAAAGCUUCAUCACAGCGAGCCGCUCCCACAAGUACGCGUUCCGUCCCGUCACUAGGCCCUACGUCCAGAUCCACCGGCAAUCAAAAGUUUGCUCUCAUCCAGAAUGUCGAAGAACGAACAUUCGUGGACCUCAUUGGCGAAAUAAUCAAGAUCCAUUACAAUGAGAGUGAAAAAGUUGCUCUCUAUCUUACUGACUAUACUGCGAACCAAGAGCUGUACAACUAUGUUGUUGACGGCGUUGAUGCCCGGGAAGGAGAUGAGUAUGGUUAUCAACCGCGAUCUCUGAAGAAUUGGCCUGGUCCUGCCGGCCGAAUGACCCUCCAAAUCACUCUUUGGGAACCACAUGCUUCCUUUGCCCGAGAACAUUUCCGUGCAGGCGAUAUUGUCCGCUUGAGAAAUGUCCACAUCAAGCGUAGUCGCAUCGAAGGCAGUCUUUUGGAAGCGAGUCUUCAUGGCGAUCGCCAGAAUCCCCAGGAAGUCAAUAUUCGUAAAUAUGAUGCGAACCAGGAUGAACGAGGGCAGGCAUUGCUACUUCGCAGAAACGAAUACUGGGCAAGUGACCCACGCAAGCGAUCAGCCAACGAGGCCAAGGAACCAUCCUCUAGUCGCAAGAGAACCAAGAAAAAUCAACAGAAGAAAGUGGAAUCGAAGCAAGCGAAGAAGGAGGAAGGCCAAGUCACGCUCUCGAUCAGUAGGAAAUAUAAGCUCAAUGAUACUGUAAAAGCAGCGCACCCUUCCAUUAAUACUUCGAGGAUCGAGGAUAUUCUGGACAGUGAUUUUCACAAUAAUGUCUCGCCUGAUAGGAUUGAAUACCGCUUUCCUUUCCAAAAUGUCUGUUAUCGAUCCACAGUCCGCGUGGUCGAUUUUUUCCCUCCCCUACUAGAGGACUUUGCCGUUCCUGACCUAUCUGAGUCUCGACGCCAAACGAGCCCAUCUAGGGAGUCAGGCCGUCCCACCGAUCCAGAUCGAUUCAUCCCAUGGGUAUGGAGAUUUUGCCUGCUGGUUGAAAAUGUACCACCUCCCCGCGGACAACCUAAAGAGCGAAUGAAGCUAUUUGUUUCUGGAGCAGAUGCCGAGUAUCUCUUGAAAAUCGAUGCUACUAAUCUACGAAAGGAUCGAAGCAGAUUGGGUCAGUUAAGGGAGAAGCUCUUCCAUGUCUGGGGUGACCUUGAAGAAAGAAAGGUGGAAGCUGCCACAAAGGGGACUACGCUCGCUCAAGAUCCGCGUCCCAUCUCUUCCGUUCCAUUUGCAUGCUGUAUCAAAGAAUAUGGUGUCAAAUGUAGCCAUGAUGGUCCAUUCCAGGCCGACAAUCUUUUGGGUUGCGCCCUUGAAACCUGCUUUGGUUGGGAGAGACGAUUCGCGAUGUUCAUGACGACUAUCCAAGCCUAG